This is a messenger RNA of Tetrahymena thermophila SB210, 344 nucleotides long. RefSeq lists its product as hypothetical. The record is from RefSeq and is a predicted model, not a curated record. The transcript has 3 exons. Lineage: Eukaryota; Ciliophora; Oligohymenophorea; Hymenostomatida; Tetrahymenidae. The annotation marks the transcript as partial.
UUUCAAUUAAUUUAAACUUAAAAUGGAAUUUUGGUACUAAAUUUUCGAAGAAUACAAUUAACUAAUAUAGUCAACUUAUAUAGAAAGUAAAUAUAAUAUUUAUUUUCUCAUUAAGUAUUCAAAUAAAUUAGGGUACUUUCAUAAAAAUAUUUGUAAUAUAAGACUAUUACAUAUCUAAAAUAAAUUAAAAAAUUAAACAUAGAGACUGCACAUAAAAUUUGUUAGAAUCAGGCAACAAAAUUCAAGAAACCAGAUAUACAUACUCUUUUUUAUUUGUUUUUUUGUUUGCUAUCAAGAAACUAAUAACUUGAAUAAUACUGAAAUAUUAAAUAUAAUAUGAUUUU